AGUAGAUGACCUGUGUCCAUCGCUGUCUGCGUGUUCUGUGCGUGUAUUUAUGUGUGUGUGUGUCCAUCCUUCGAGAGAGGGGGUUCAAGGGUACCUCGCCUGCCUCCUCAUCGCAAAUUAACGCGGGCCGUUGUUCGCGACCGGUUACCCAGCUGAUCGGAGUGAGUUCAGUAAUUACAGGCUGCGCCCGCGACCGUCGACUCACACACACGCAACGACGGAGAAAGGGCGCGCGCGAGAAGGGAGGAAGGACAGGUUCCUAGCUGGGAUAUAAAGCCGUGUGUUCGUUACUGGUUACGGCAGAAAGCGACACGAUAGAUAAACGAGGAGUACGACGCACGCAUGCAGGCGCGGUGUCGGACGUUGACUCGUGUGACAUAGUGUGUGGAUACGAGUGGAGUACAUUUUAGCAACGCUUUCUCGUGCCGUGCGUGUCUGUGUAUGUGUGUGAACACACGUGGUUGGCUGGCUGUUCGUCUUUCCUUCGCUAUACGUGCUCGAGCGGUCUAAACAGUACGACACGUCGACGAGGACAGUGUAAUUAAGUGUUUAUACAACAAGAUCAGCAGCGGCGGUGGAGGAGGAUAGAUGGAGGGAUACAGCAUGAUGGAGGAGCUGGAGAAACGGCUCGAGACCGCUAGAGACUAUGACAGCAGGAGGAAAAUCAGAUCCAGGAUACGAGAGCUAAAGAAAAUAAUAGGCAGUGAUAGUACAUGCGCGCCCUCUGUGAGCGAGCUGCACAUCCAGCUGAAGGGCUCUCCAAUGACGAAGUCCGACAAUCUGUCAUUGUCAACGUAUCACGUGGACAGCAUCACGGACUCCGGUCGAAGACAAGACGUGACGUCACGGAUCAACACAGUUGUGACACCUGGAGGUUCGCAGGUGAUGCAGCAGCGGACCAUGAUGCUGUCGCAGAAGAUGACAAAUAGCGGCUCCAGCUGUCUGGAGCGCGACACGAUAUUGUCAAAAUACAGGAUAACUCCCGCUGGUUCCGAGCAGACGUCGAUGAAUGUGAUUCACACGACGCGACUGAAGAGCCCCGCAGGCACGAAACGCGUGGAAGGAGAGAGUUACCAGACCAAGGAGCGUCUAUCACCCGGGGGCACGCAAACACAGCACGUCUGUGAAGUACAGCUGCAGUACAGGGACCGCGGCAGCAGCAGUCCGGUGUCGGUGUCGCCACCUAGAGGACAGAUGGUGACCAAGGGCAGCAAGGUUAAGCGCCAUCAGUCCAUCCUAUCCAAGAGAGUUGGGGACGAAAGGUCGAGGCGGGAAGUUAUCGCCAAGGCGAGCAGCGGCUACAGCAGCGGCAGCGCCUCAGAUGAGGACUCCUUCCUGCCGGACUCCCCCGACCCCAUCGAUGCCUCCCUCAUCCGCUCGCUCGAGCAGGACUUCCUCAGCACUCUAAACUACAGCCUGGACGCCGACGACUCGCUAGGUGGCGCCACCGAUGCGACGCCGGAUGCAGCCGACGCGACCGGUCCCGCCAGGCGGAGCUCCAGCUCCGGGAGUUGUGCUUCGACCGGCGUCGACGACGACGAUGACGGCGGUGACGGCGACGACGAUGAUGACGACGAUGAUGACGACAAUGAUGACGAAAACAGAGAAAGCCAAGCUUCUCCGUCGCUCCGUCCGGAGGAGGAGCAGUCGCAGCGCCAUCUCGCGGCAGCGAGCGCCGAUGCCGACGUCUUCGUGUCGUCGAUCUCGCGGACUGCCGAGCAGGUGGCGCCCUCUCGCCCGCCGCGCACGAAGAAGCACCGCCCGCCGCCACUCGACCUCAAGCGUCGGCUCGGGGACCGAGACAACCCGUUCGCAACAACGGGCGCCUCCCCACUGCGCGCCGACGACGUCGACAGCCGUGCCUCCGUACCCGGCGGCGGCGACGACGUCGCAGAGGAGGUGGCCGACGACCAGGAGAACCCGUUCUGCGUCAUCGUUGAGCCGACGCUCGGCAGCGGGGUCGUGCGCGGCGGCGUCGCCCCGACAAUGCUGAGUAUCGUCUGCCCCGUGACGCUGCCCAGCAACGACGCAGACGAUACCGACGAUGACGAUGAUGUGCCGACGCCAGACGCCGGAAGCGUCGGCAUGACGUACGCCUCGCACGCGGAGACGAUCGUGUCGUCGGCUCGCGCGCCGCCGACGUCCGCGAGCGACGUGACAUCACGAUCCUUCACGUCCGACACGAUCCACGUGACGACCAGCGCUGCGCGUACGGUGGCGCCAUCUGGCGUGAACGGUUACGAGGAAACGAGUGGCGGUACGCGAGGUGCGGAGAAAGCGGGGCUGGUCAUAGAAGAGUUGCCCGGAGACGUGCACGAGCUACCUUCAGCCAGAGUUGGUGGAAGCAAUAUGGCGGAGUUGGAGAUUAUACGUGUGCGGGACGAGGUAGAAGAGGUUUCCAUUAGCAACGAUGAGAUCGAGGAAGAAAUCAUACAGGUGGCGGAGGACGAAGAAGAAGAAGAAGAAGAAGAAGAAGAAGAAAAGGAUGAGUUCACGUGGUGGGAGUUGUACUCGAUCUCGGACGGGAAGGAGCAGAAGAAGAUGGACAGUCUUUGGAAGGUUAACGACAUCAACCAGCUUGAGAACAUGCUGGUCGGAGCUCAGGACUUCGAGACGCGACGCGUGAUCCGCUCUCGUCUGCAGGAGGUGAAGAGGAAGCACAAGGACGAGAGGGAGGCGAUGAUGAGGAAGAAUAACCAGAGUCUACAGCUUCGCAGUGCUCCUCAACCCUUCGAAGGAAUGCAGCAGCAGCACAUGCAGGCAGAGGCUGAGUGGAGAAGGCAGGCAGAACUGAGUGGCUUUGAAGACAUGGCGAUGGGCAACCCCUUAGGAGCCAAUAGACAAGUCAUCCACGAGACAAGAACCGGUCCAGGUGGCACCACCGUCAUGUCAACUAGGAACACCUUCACUACACACAACCCCAACGUACGGAGCUAUCACAACGUGUUACUGCAGGACACGAGGGCCGUCACAAACACGGGAAACGUCGUUGACUACUCGCACUUGCAAUCUCCCGACGAUGCGGAACAUUUGGUACAGCGCCUGUCAGGACUGGGAGACAGGGAUGGCAGUGGCUCGGUCACCAUAACCAGAACGCAGACAAGCAUGGUGAAUGGAAAAUCUUCAACCGAAACCAGCACGAAAACGCAUAGCUUUGGUAAUCCAGCUGGUGGAAAUCAAGCUAGGUUAGCAUUCCAAAAGUUGGAUGCUGUGAGCAAUCCGAAACCAAUGAGCAGGUCAAUCACUCUUGGUGGGAGCACCCCGGGAGUGUUUAAUGCAAAUACCGCCAAAGAACAGCUGCUCUACUGGUGCCAGGCAAAGACGACAGAGUAUCCUGUCGAAAUAACGAAUUUCUCGAGCAGCUGGGCGAAUGGAGUCGCAUUCUGUGCGCUGGUGCAUCACUACUUCCCUCGAGCGUUCGAUUUCGGCAAAAUCAACCCAAAGAACAGAAAGGCAAACUUCACGAUGGCAUUUAAAGUCGCAGAAGAUCUCGGUGGGGUGUACCCGCUGCUGGAGGUGGAGGACAUGUUAAUGAUGGGCAACAGACCUGACUGGAAGUGUGUCUUCACCUACGUGCAAGCCCUCUACAGACAUCUGAAGGACAGACAACCUGGAGUCCCGUGAAUGUUUACACUGCCUGCCUGUUAAAACCGAACUCUUGAGAUUCAUCUUCCCAUGGAGAUUGUCGGGGUCGUCAGCCAAGAUGGCGGUUUGCCAGCAACUAAGACGAGAAAUCUUUGACGCAUUCUUGCCAAUCUUUGCACCGUGCGAUGCCGAUAUGUUACUAUGUAAAGCACAUAGUCUUAUAUAUGUGUGAAGAAUUAUACGUAACAACGUGGUAUAAGACGUUUUUUUAAAUGUACUCGGGUGGCUAUGAGUAUAGCACACAUCAGAGAGAAUAGUCAAGUCGUGUAUCUUCACCAAGAAUUUGCAUUUCGCACAUAGUAUGAAAGUUAGUGUGAACGGGACCGUCACGAUGUGCAGUUGACCUGCCUCGCACUGGUUUCAGUUUUGUCAUCAGCCAGUAUUGUUCCACAUCACAGUGGCUGCUUCAAUGACGAUAUUUAUUCAAAGUUUGAAUAUUUUGUUGGUGUGUAGAUACGGGGGGGGGGGCAGCUACAUACGUUAUAUCGUGAGUAAAUUAUCUUACUCUUGACUACAUAUAUAUAGAUAAAUAGUUAGCUAGAUAGAAGCGUAUAUAAAUAUACUGCCUGCCGGCCCUGCCAUGAAGAAUGUCUAAACUCUUCAUGAAUAAAGCUCCGAAAGAAGUCAAAAGCUGUAGAGCAUUUUGAACCUGAUGGUUCCUUUAAACAACCACGUGCCAGGCGCAUUGCCUGCUCAGCUAAGGGUUUAAUGACUAUGUGACACACUACAGGGAAAUUUUACAAUGUGUAUUGUUGUAACUGUACUCUAGAUGAGUACAUUAUAUGUUUAGAGAGCCAGAGGCAACCAGGUUAGGGGGGAAGAAACCAGAGUUUAGUUACACGCUAGAACAGAUAAAUAGAGAGAAAGAGUAUAGGCAUAGGACAGCAGUGGUAGACCAGAGUAUGCGAGCCAACCAUACGAUCACCAGUCAACGAACGAUAUUACUGGCCUUAUCCUGAAACAUUAGUUAUUCAGUAUCACGAGUCAACAUAGCUAGUUGUUGAACAACAUCUACUUUAUCAUCUGCAAUCGUGAAUUAAUAAUGAAAAAAUUUGUCCUUAUUAACCAUUGCUACAAUGUAUCUACAGGGCAUCCUCCUAAAUAUUUGCUAUCUACAUAUCUGAAACUGCAAUGUUGUAAUAUCUCAUCUUGAUCUCAUUUAUAUUAAAUGAUGAUUCAUAUGAUUUGUACUCUAUGCAGUUGAAGAGUAGGAGUUGUUAGUACAACGCAUACAACAUAUGUAAUGAUUUGUCAACGUCUGCACCCAAAAACUACGUGGAUGUAAAUUUGGAAAAGAUGAACCACAUACUUAAUAUUUUUGUAUUUGCAUCAAAUGUGAAUGACUCAUAUAAAGAAAUGUGGCAAAAUAACCCAUUUGGUAUACGUAAGCACAUUAUGGAGAUUAGUAAAAAUAUUGACCUAAAUUA
Priapulus caudatus is the source of this 5072-nucleotide messenger RNA. RefSeq lists its product as uncharacterized. Bases 589 to 3624 code for a protein of 1011 amino acids. Gene Ontology annotation, molecular function: protein binding. Lineage: Eukaryota; Metazoa; Priapulida; Priapulimorpha; Priapulimorphida; Priapulidae. The transcript has 18 exons. The record is from RefSeq and is a predicted model, not a curated record.